Molecule: messenger RNA, 2388 nt
Organism: Pyrus x bretschneideri (Chinese white pear)
Lineage: Eukaryota; Viridiplantae; Streptophyta; Magnoliopsida; Rosales; Rosaceae
Product: cysteine-rich receptor-like protein kinase 3
Exons: 7
Coding region: 189-2144 (651 amino acids)
Biological process (GO): protein phosphorylation
Molecular function (GO): protein kinase activity; ATP binding
Source: RefSeq, a predicted model, not a curated record
CAUGACUCACCGAGUUACCACCAUAUCUGUGACCAUAGCUUACUCGUUUUCAACAAUAUUUUCCAGUUUCCAAAUUCAGAAAACAACCACAUCACCACAACAUUUUCUUGAAUUCCAAGCACCCCAUUACACAUAUAUCAUUCAAUCCAACCAUUUUUCGACAACUUUGUACCGAAUCAAACUCCAACAUGUCCAAUAUUAUCUUACUUCUGUUCCUUCCUCUGUUUUUGUUUCUAAAUAGCGCUCGUUCUGACCCGAGAGCCACACAGGCAGCUAUGAUAUGCACAAACGACACCGCUCAGAACCCAGAACGUCAAACCUUCGUCUCCAACUUCUUAGCAGCCAUGGACGCCGUCACCCGGCAGAUUGCCACCCGAAGAUACGCCAGCGUCGUCACAGGAACCGGAAACGUAACCGUUUUCGCCUUCGGCGAGUGCAUGAAAGACCUCUCCAAAACGGACUGCGACCUCUGCUUCGCCCAGUGCAAAACCAAGAUUUUAGGUUGCCUCCCGUUUCAGAAAGCAACUCGUGGCGGCCGGCUUUUCUUCGACGGCUGCUACCUCCGGUACGAUGAUUUCGAUUUCUUCAACCAGAGCUUGAGUUCCCAAGACAGGACCGUUUGUGGGGACAGAGAUUUUGGUCGGAAUCGGACAGUUUUUAAGGAUAAUGCUUUGAGGUUGGUGAGGAAUUUGAGUUCGUUGGCGCCGAGGAACGAUGGGUUUUCUGCUGGGUUUGUGGUGGGUGAAGGGAACGUUUCCGUUUACGGGUUGGCGCAGUGUUGGGAGUUUGUGAAGGGGCCUGGUUGCGAGGAGUGUUUGGCUGACGCCGUUAAGAGAAUCGGAUCUUGCACUCCGAAAGAAGAAGGGAGGGUUUUGAAUGCUGGGUGUUAUUUGAGGUAUUCGACUCAGAAGUUUUAUGAUAACAAUACAAUCACCGAUGGUGCAGGACGAAACGGAGGACGCCGUGGCUUGGCGAUAAUUUUGGCCGUAACAUUUGCUGCAUUUGCUGUUGUGCUUACUAUUUCUGCAGUUGCUUUCUUUGCAAGGAAGAAAAUACUGAGGAGGAGGAAAGCUGCUUCAGAGAAAAAGCAAUUCGGAGCUCUGUUUGCCACUGUGAACAAGUCCCAACUCAAUUUUUCAUACGAAGUUCUCGAAAAGGCCACCAAUUACUUUCAUGAUACCAACAAGCUUGGACAAGGAGGAUCUGGCUCAGUGUAUAAGGGAGUUCUGCCGGAUGGAAAUGUUAUUGCCAUAAAGAGGCUCUUCUUCAACACAAGGCAAUGGGUGGAUCAUUUCUUCAACGAAGUUAAUUUGAUCAGCGGAAUUCAUCAUAAAAAUCUUCUGAAGCUGUUGGGGUGCAGCAUUACAGGGCCCGAGAGCCUUCUUGUUUAUGAGUAUGUCCCAAAUCAAAGCCUUCAUGAUUAUUUUAUUGUGAAAAACAAUGUGGAGCCACUGAGGUGGGAUUUGAGGUAUAAAAUCAUACUGGGAACAGCUGAGGGCUUGGCCUAUCUUCACGAAGAAUCGAAAUUGAGGAUCAUUCAUAGGGAUAUAAAACUGAGCAACAUUCUGCUCGAUGAGGAAUUCAAUGCAAAGAUUGCUGAUUUUGGACUUGCUAGAAUGUUCCCUGAAGAUAAAACUCACAUAAGCACUGCCAUUGCUGGCACACUAGGUUAUAUGGCUCCGGAGUAUGCUGUUCGUGGCAAGUUGACCGAGAAGGCAGAUGUUUAUAGUUUUGGAGUUGUUGUCAUCGAAGUCAUCUGUGGAAGGAGGAACAAUUCUGUCUUUUCAAGUUCGACUUCUAUCCUACAGAUGACUUGGGAUCUUUAUGGAACUUGUAGGUUACGUGAAGCUGUCGAUCCACUCCUAGAAGGUAAGUUUGAAAAUGAAGAAGCAUCUCGGUUACUUCAAAUAGGGUUACUUUGUGUGCAAGCUUCAGCAGAGCUGCGGCCGGCAAUGUCAUUAGUCGUGAAAAUGCUUACCGAAAAUGUUGAGAUUCCUCAGCCAACACAACCCCCAUUUCUCAAUUCUGGUAGCGCAGAAUUCAGCAGGAGAAUUCCUUCAGGAAGUUCCAAUUCUCUGCCCGUGGAGUCUAACACGCAAUCUUCGAAGAAUAGCAUGACCCAAAGCUGGAUUGAGCCGAGAUGAACAUUUUGUAUUUGUCUUCAUCCACAAUGUAAAUGUUGCGAGUUCCGAUGAUCUAUGAGCUUAAGCAAUCCCUACAGACUUGUGAAUGUCAAAUGAUCCAGCCCGCAGCUCCUAGAGUCUAAUUACAGUCAAAUUUUGUGCAACUUCUAUAUGUUUUAACAACAUGGGUAGGUAGGACUGAAUGCCCUUUGUAAAAUAUAUGUAGAGAAUUAUAUUAUUGAUAUGCAAUCUUUUAUCUUGAAAC